ACCGUGGCCACGUCCGGCGGGGCUCGGACGGGGAGCUUCGCGAUGGCUGAGGACGGGGCUCAUGGGGCCGCUGUGUGCUCCGAGCAGUUCGGCUCCGGGACGGCCCGGGGCUGUCGCGUCGCGGCCGACGGCAGCCUGCAGUGGGAGCCGGGAGGGUGGCACUGGCGGGGGUUCUCCCGGGUCUUCCAGGCGAAACCAGAUGGGGGUGGAGGGGGCUCGCCCAGCACCGCUUCCCGGACGCUCUCGGGGCUCCAGGCCGUGUUCUUGCCGCAGGGCUUCCCUGAGAGCGUCAGCCCGGACUACCUGCCCUACCAGCUGUGGGAUUCUGUGCAGGCCUUUGCUUCCAGUCUCUCCGGCUCCCUGGCCACCCAGGCAGUCUUGCUGGGCCUAGGGGUGGGGAACGCAAAAGCCACUGUCUCAGCUGCCACGGCCACCUGGCUCGUGAAAGAUUCAACUGGCAUGCUGGGCCGCAUCCUCUUUGCCUGGUGGAAGGGGAGCAAACUGGACUGUAACGCGAAGCAGUGGAGGCUUUUUGCUGAUAUCCUCAAUGAUAUUGCCAUGUUCUUGGAGAUUAUGGCUCCUGUGUUCCCAGUCUGUUUCACCAUGACCAUCAGCACCAGCAACCUGGCCAAGUGCAUUGUGAGCGUGGCUGGUGGGGCCACGCGGGCCGCGCUGACCGUGCACCAGGCCCGCAGGAACAACAUGGCCGACGUGUCCGCUAAGGAUAGCAGCCAGGAGACACUGGUGAACCUGGCAGGGCUCCUGGUCAGCCUCUUGAUGCUUCCCCUGGUGUCAGGUUGCCCUAGCGUCAGCCUCGGGUGUUUCUUCCUCCUCACUGCCCUCCACAUCUACGCCAACUACCGGGCCGUCCGAGCCCUUGUCAUGGAGACCUUGAACGAAAGCCGGCUGCGGCUGGUCCUGAAGCACUUUCUUCAGCAGGGGGAGGUACUUGACCCCACGCCAGCCAAUCAUAUGGAGCCGCUGUGGACAGGUUUCUCACCAUCUCCAGCUCUAUCCCUGGGGGUCCCUCUACACUGUUUGGUCUCCAGUGUGUCUGAGCUGCAGCAGUUGGUUGAGGGGCACCAGGAGCCCUACCUCCUCUGCUGGGACCAGUCACGAAACCAGGUGCAGGUAGUUCUGAGCCAGAUGGCAGGCCCUGAGACCGUCCUAAGAGCCGCCACACACGGGCUGGUGCUGGGAGCCUUGCGGGGAGAUGGACCCCUUCCAGGAGAGCUGGAGGAGCUGAGGAGCUGGGUGCGGGCAGGUCCUGAGAAAGAUAGCUGGGUGGUCGUGAAGGAGACGCACAAGGUGUUGGACAAGCUGUUCCCAAAGUUCUUGAAAGGGCUGCAGGCUGCCGGCUGGAAGACCGAGAAGCACCAGCUUGAGGUGGAUGAGUGGAGGGCCUCGUGGCUCCAGACUCCGGAAAAGAAGGUCUCGUGAGCAGCCCGGACAAGGACACCGGCCACGGCAGCUUGUGGAAACGGCUGCUUUAUUUUUGCUGAGGGAAACCAUUAGGGCAGCUUGGCCGAGGCCUCGUGGAAGUGACUGCCAAUCAAAUGGACUGGGCCUUCCCAUACCGCUUCUGCCCCUUCCCCCUUUCCGGGGACUGCUGCAGGCUCCCGAUCCCCGCUCACUGUCUGGCCAGCCCUGUCCUGACCUGUGGCUCGUGAUGCCCAACACAGUUGGCCCUAGGCAUAAAAGCCCCAGAAAAACAUGGCCACGGCCAUCAUGAGCAGGGCAUUGAGGUUGACCACCCGGGACCAGCGCGGGUCCUCGUUGAUGUCCUCCAGCCGCCUGGCUGCUGCAGCCUCCUCUUCCUGGGUAGGGGGUGCGGGGCCACCUGCCUUGCCCCUGUUCAUUCCACAGAACCACAGCAAGCACUGGCGGAACAGGCCUGGGCCCGGGGCCUGGGGCUCUGAGGGAAAUUGAGGCCCGCCAGUGAGUUUGAGGGAGCUUGCCCCCAGCUCCCCCUCCUUAGCACCCCUCCCUGAUCAGUCCCAUACCUUCCAUCUCCACUGCGUGCUCUGGGCGCCCGUUCUGGACAGGGGGAGAGGCCGGGGCUUCCAGCUCGUCAGCAUCCAGGUCCUCCCGUUCCUCCUUGCUGUGCCGCAGACUGAAAACCAGGCGGUGGAGCUGGGGAGGGUGGGAGCAGGGGCCGAGUGGGAGUCCUGUUCUCCCAGCCCAGGCCCGGGUCCUGAGGUCUCUUGUCCUCAUUGUCACACCAGCCCUGGGACUGCCCACCCUCUAUCCAGUGCACACCCAACCCAGGCUCAGCUCACUCAGACCUUCAUCACCUCAAGCCUGCUGUCUGCACCCGGAACUGGACUCAGCACUCUGGUCUGUUCGGUUUCCUCCUGCUGCUGUGGCAUCCCACCCAUCCUUCCUGGCCCACCAUUUCUGUCCCGCCCCUCCCCCACUCGCUCAGCCCUGCCCUGCAGCUGCACAAAACCGAAGCGUUUGUGAGCUCUCAGGAGGGCACUCUGUCUCAGCCACCAGCAAGGUCCUGUGGGUCGGGUUCCAAAGGCUAUGUUGGAUUGGCUUGGGAGGGGAGUGGAGCUUUAAUUAGCAGCCUUCUAAAAUCUUCAGGCUCCCUCCUCCCAAACCACUUGAAAUAAAUGUCAUUGAAAUAAAAACAGGCUUGCU
Molecule: messenger RNA, 2643 nt
Organism: Lepus europaeus (European hare)
Lineage: Eukaryota; Metazoa; Chordata; Mammalia; Lagomorpha; Leporidae
Gene: RUSF1
Product: RUS family member 1
Exons: 13
Coding region: 43-1440 (465 amino acids)
Source: RefSeq, a predicted model, not a curated record